UCGGCUCUGCAAAGGUUGGCUGUGUGUGUUCAGAUCCGCUGACACGCCCAUAAGGGGUUGAAGCGCCGGGCUGUACCGACCGCACUCGAGACGCUGCAAGAUACUGGACAGAUUCCUAAGGUGCAUCUUAGUCCUUAAGUGAUCUUCGAGAUAGGAAGCUGAAAGGAACGAAUAGCGGAUUUUCCUUCUAUUACAGACUAUCAGCUGAGGAGGGUAUUGGAGGUGAGCGGUGAACACGAGCCAGUAUGCAGAAUCUGAGGCUGCUCAUCUUAAGCGUGCUGUUUUACUCAGCAUUCUCUGCAACUCUGAAAGCCCAAGAGAUGUCUCAGACUUUGUUUUUUGGGGAAGACUUCCACAUCCUCGUGCCGGCCGAUGGAGCUGACGUGACAUUCAGGCCUUCGAUUGUCCCAGGUCGUGAGAAGCCGCUGAUGAGUUCUGGGAAGGUGGUGGAUCUCCGUGCCAAACUCAACUCUGCUUCAAACCACCUGAUCCUGGAGAAUGUUGGAGAAAGUGAUGAAGGAGUCUACACCGUCACAUCUAACCAAAAUCCAGAGGACGUUACACGCAUCACACUCUAUGUUAGAGAUUGCUCUAGUGAGGUCAUUGUUAGAUACGGCUUAGAUUUUCAUGUAUCACUGCAUGAUAUCUCGGAGCCAGUGCGUGUGGGCUUUCGCCACAGCACCGUGGAGGCCAAUCAGACGUCAUUGCCGGCUGAUGAACUGCUGAAUGCUGAUGGAAUGCCCAAGGAGAAUUACCAGGACCGCGUUGAGAUCACUCCUCAAAAGUUCACUUUGCGUGCCGUUACAGGGGCUGAUGAAGGCAGCUACACCUUUAGUGAUUCCAUUGGGAAAAUCCAGAAGAAGAUCUGCCUGAACGUGAAAGCACAUCAGAUAUUUGCGACCCUUUCAUAUGGUGGCACUCUGAAAAUAAACCUGCACAUGAAUAGCUCUUUAGCUCGCCUUCUGUACAUCCCUCAGUCUGAUAAACAUAAGUAUUUGAUUAUGGAUAACGGAGAGCUCAGCGUGCCUCCUAACGUGGAUCUUGAGGGUCGUCUCUCUUUGGAGGAUUCUUUGUGUCUUCUGACGGAUGUGAGGGCCAGCGAUGCCGGAGUUUUCAGUGUGACUGACCAUCAGGGAUUCCUGGUGUCUGAUGUCCACCUGGAGAUAGAAUCGUACAGGCUUCCAAAACUCUAUAUUGCCAUCAUUGCUCUGGUAGCAUUGUUGGUGCUGCUGCUGUUGGUGUGCUUGGUGUCAUGUUUGGUGAAGAUACGCAAACGUGCAGCAAAGGCCAGAGCCAUUGAGGAGAAAGCCCAGAAUGCAGGCAAAGUGGAGGGAGAUGCCUUCAGACAGGUUGUCAAAGAUGCCUGUACCCAUCAGAAUGAGGAAGCCCCGGCCCUGUCACAGAAAGAAGACAUCACUGAGAAAUCACAGAGCACAGAGGUCAGCAUUAAGGGUUUGGAGGUGUCUACUAAAGAGCCAAGCCUUCAAGAGAGGAACAUGGAGACCAGUGACUCUGGAGUGGGAUUUAAUACCACUGGGCUCCCGCUUGACAGUGACACUGAUGCCCCAACAGCAGCCUUAGCAGAUUCUGAUGUAUUGAGUUCUUCUGCUGCCCCUGAUGUCAAAGCCGUUCCCAACCAAGCUCCAGAGUCAAAGACAGCCCCCUCACCUCCAAAACCAGCACCUGUGGCCAAGUCGACUGCUCCUCCACCACCUUCUCCUGAACCCAAUCCACCAGUAACGCCUGAACCUGAACCCAAGCCUGUGGUCACACCAACACCUGAACCCAAACCCGCUGCUACACCUGAACCGAAAAUGACCAUCUCACCACCACCUGAAACAAAACCGACCUUAAGCCCAUCACCAGAACCCAAGCAACCUGUGACACCUGAUCCGAAACCAACAACUGAAGUUAAACCAAUUCCAAGUCCAACCCCUGAACCUCCAAAAGCAGUAACACCAACUCCUGAUGCAAAACCAGCCGUUACUCCAGAUGCCAAACCAGCAGUUUCACCUACUCCUGAACCCACACCAGCUAAAGUUGGCACUCCUGAACAAAAACCCGCUGCGAGCCCAACACCUGAUCCCAAGACUCCAGAUCCUAAACUGGUCUCUCCUGAGCCUAAACCAAGUUCACCUACUCCACAAUCUAAACCACCAGUCUCACAGAUUCUCGACUCAAAACCAACCACAAAUGGUACUCCCGAAUCCAAGGCUGACAUCGAGUCAGAGCCGAGUGCACCCAUAUCUCCUGGGCUAGAUGUGAAGGGCACAACCCCUCCCAAAACCCCUGAUACUGGGAAAAGCUCAGUUAAAACUCCUGAGCUCAUCUCCAGUGGAGGUCUAGACUCGGCUGCCCCCAAUGACAGUGCACCACCUUCAAGCACUGAUGGAGCUGCCACCAACUGAGAUUAAAACCAUAGCCUCGUUCCUGCCUCCUCCUAGUGUAUUAACCACCACAGACAAUCGAGACACUAGACUUAACAACAAAGAAGAGCUAAAUGACUUCCUAAGGGGGUGGGUUCCUCAGUCUUUUGAGUCUCACUUUUAAUACAAUUAACAUGCAUCAAUAGAAAGAUCCACUGUAAAUCCGCUCAGUUUACUAAUAUGUAAUCACCCUGUAGCAGAGGUUGAGAGAAGAAGCAUUUCCAACCUUACACCAUUGGCUAAUUUAAUACAGAAUGAGGGAGGCUGUCUGGGAUAUUCCAAGAAAGUGUACAAAGACAAAUCUCCCUUCACAGAAAUAAUACAUCACUGCAUGAAGAUAUUGAGAAAAUAAAUUAUGUUAUCGGUUCCGUAAUCCAAGUUAUUGUGGCUGAAUUUGGGGAAAGGCACACAGGAACAUGGGACAUUAAUCAUUUUCAUUCUUUAUGAGAUCAUUUCUGCUCCAUUUCAACCAGUCGGAGAAUCCAAAUAGCUGGACUGAUACUGAGAAAGCGACCAACCUUUCAUUGUCAGAGGACUGGAAAAGUGGAAAAAUCAUGUAUCACUUUGACCCAUGCAAGUCAACAUGUCAUUUUGACAAGGGAGAUGAAUGAGGAAACUACAGAAGUGCAAAGCAGAAGGAAGAAAUACCAAAAUCCUUCGUAGACUAAUCUGUGACUCUGUGCCUGGAGGACAUUUUUGAGAAUCUUCUUCUAUCAAUCCAACCUAUGGAUGUUCUUGUCCAGAGAUGUGACAGUGCACAUUUCCUGUUCAGUCAGUAACAAAAAUAUUGUUGUUGAAAUCUUUCCAUGAAGUUAAAAACAUUUCUGUAAUCUUUAAAAAAAAAAAAAUGGUUGAUGAGAAACAGAUGUUGGCAGCAGUAUACGUAAACAGGUUUGCUUCAUUGAGUGAGCUGUGUCUGAUAUAUCUAAAUAGUGAGGCUGUCUCCAUCAUUAAUGAGUUUUCUGGUGCAUUGUGAUUGGAAUGAAUUGAUCCUUGCACCAUUUUGGCGCUAAGCAAUUCACAAAAGCAGUUAUGCAAAUCAGGUGAAGAGUGCUCAAUUGUGGAGAAUGCAGCAGACUACUGCAAUAUGCUGUACUUUUACUGGCACCUUACAGAAUCUCUUCACCACUGCGAUACAAACACCUGAAUUGGCUUUCUAAAAUGUAAAAAGUGUUCUCGGUUGCAUACCAUUAUGCGAUUAUUUCAUCAUCAUUUGAUGAAUUAAUCCCACAAUCAAAAAUUACAGAAAAAGCAGGUGUGUUUGGGUUGAAAAGAAUGGCAGUGAUUGCAGGUGAUUAGUGAAUAAGACACUUUUUUAUGCUGAAAUACAGUGUGCAAAAGUGACGCAAGCUGAGAAGUAGCCCCAGAAUGUCUUGUGUAGUUAAAUUUGCUUGAGGAGCAAAUGGACAUGGUUUGUAAGAAGAUCUAGAUUGUUUGUGUUGCUACAAUGUUCCACAAAUAAUUUUGGAUUUAUAGUCAUAGUUGUAAGACAAUAACAGUCUCACAUAUCAGUUUACAUAUAUUCCUGGUGCCUCCGGUAGAACCUGAACACCACUGCCUGUUAAUGUUGUAUGAGUCCAGGAACCCGCUCCUACCACACUAUCUGUGGGAGCUGAUGUUAAAUCACAGUGAGUAGUGGGGAUGGUAGCUAACUCGAUAUUCGUAUCAACGUCUUGAAGUGUGGGCAGAUCUGACAGACUGGAGGUUUGUGGGUAGACUUUCUAACUGAAGAUGAUCACUACCUCACAUUUAAGCCUGACUAAAGUACUAAACCAUUAAUUAAACAACAUUGCAAUGUAUGUUGACAUUAAAUAAAAAAUGUAGAUUUUUGGCAAAGCACAAGGUUUGAAAUGCAAUUAAAGGUUUACAAAACUCAAUCAGAUAUUUGGCCAUGCCUUUCCCACAAACCUCUGAAAAUGGCCUUGUUCUUUCUCAGCCUUUAACAGCUGUUUUAAUAUCAGUGCAAGGAAAUGUCACUUGAAAGCCAUAUAGUCUUAGUGUCACAACUCAUAAUGUAAAUAUCACAAACCCUAGAUGUCGUAACCAUAGGAGCACUGCAGCAUUAAAACGUAAAAUUAUGAUAUAUCCAUGACAAAACAAAAUUUGAUACAUCGGAACUAUCUGACUCAAAAUGGCUUAUGAGCAAACCUGAACCAUAUUUUGUGAUGUUAAAGAUGCACUCCGUAAUUUUUAUGUGUUGCACUGGUCGAUUGGACACUGGUCUUGGGCCUACACUGACACCUAGUGGUGUGGAGGUAGAAUAAUGUGAAACCAGUAGUUUUAGGUUACCAAUACCAUUGUAGAAAUGCUCUGUUUGCAGUCAGCUGCGAUCAGUUUAUAAUGAAUGAAAGUGUCUAAUAAUAAGAGGGUGGUCUUCGAGAUAAAGAGAUAAAGUAGUAUUCAGCUAGUCGUGUGAUUUCAACAUGGCGGCACCUAUGAGGUGACCCACUCCAUGUAAAAUAAAACAGCUGUUUGGGCUGAUAUUAAAACAUAUUUCAGAAGUGUUAUUCAUUUAUUUAGCGGUAAAACUUAAAAAAAAAUACUGAGUCCACCUUUAAAGUUACUGUUUGGAGAGCUCGAGAGAGAGAGAGAAUCAGUAUUGAAGAACAUCUAAGCAAUAUAAAAGAAACGUGCAGAUACACACUGAUACAUGUAUACAUGCAUAAUAAUAACUUGUUUUGAAGAUUGUAUUGUGAGGUUCUGUAGUUUGGUCUUCAAGUUCCAGAUUCUUUUGUUUCUCACAAUGAUUCACAGGCAGGCAGACACAGGAGGGAUUUUAUAAUUUUUUUUACAAUACAAAACCUAUGAACCUAGUGUAGCAUAACUGUCAUGCUCCCUUCAGCUAAUCUCAUUGGCUGUUAAGCGUGAGCUUGAUUUCACAUGCCCUUACUUUCAUCUCCAGCAAAUGAUGUCACUCUUAAGUGCAUCCCUGUAAUGCACAUUACACAGGUUUCCAGGCAAAAUCAGUUUUCCUCUGAUCACUCCCUGAAUCAUCACAGUGUCUUAUCGUGCUUACGAUAUUUGCUACCCUUCAGGACACUGCCACUGAUAUUAGUCUUGUAUCAUGACAUGAUUACUGUCUGUUUUUGUAUUUUGUGUGUUGAUGCUUGUGUUGUAUGUAUAUGGGUGCAAUUUGGUAUUUUUGAAGAGAGAUUAUAGAUGUUAUUCAUCAUUGGCAACAUCAGGAGGCCUGUAUGUGUUUGUACAAGUGCAUGUGAGUAUGUUUGUGUGUGUCAGUGUGUUAGCAAGAAACUCCAUUGGAUAGCUGUCAUUUCAAUGCAAUUAGCAAUGUCCUUUUUCUCCCCGGCUUGCUGGUAAUUGCUGUUCCUUUUUAAGUGGUAUUAAAUUCAGAUUCAAUUUAAGGGAGUGCACAGUGCGAGAUUUCUAUCAUAAUGGACUAGAUGCUGUCUAGUGGUACCCAACUGCUCUCUGUUUUGAUACCAAGAUAGCCGUGUUACAGGUCGCUUUGAUUUAGUCGGCACUCAAGGCUACACCAAUGGAAUAGUAAUCCAGUUUAUAUAGCACUUUUCCCUUGCUCAAAGCGCUUUACAAAAUUCAGACACUAAAGUAACGAUGCAUCGUCAUUGCAGUCUGUCAUUGCAUGCUAUAGAGUUACUCUCCCAUAGUGUCCGUCUGUGCUAGUGUGGUCAUGCAUAUGUAGGAGGUAUAGUGUGUAGACUUCUAAAAGUACUCUGAUUUUCAUGUAUCGCACGGCUCUGCAGGUCUCUGAUUGGAUAAUUCCAUUGUAUAAAACAUCCCUGCUAUGGAUGUCACUGAAAAUGUUGCAUUCUAUGUGUCACCCUAUAUCUUUCCAUUCCAUUGGUCAGACCUGAUUGGUCGAAAACAUUCUAAAGGGCAUUAAAGGGAUAGUUCAUCCAGAAAAGAAAAUUCUUUAAUUUUUCACUCACACUCAUUGCGUUCUAAAACUGAUUUUCUUUUGUCCAUACAAUGAAAGUCAAUGAAAGAGAUGAGUGUUUUUUUAAUCCCCACUGUCUUUCAUAAUAUGGAUAAAAACAACUGAAACUUUCCACAAAAGAAAGUCAUACUGGUUUGAAACAACAUGAGGGUGAGUAAACAAAAAAAAAAUCAUUUUUGGAUGAACCAUCCCUUUAAUCAAAACUCAGAAUUCAAUGGGUGUGGAAUUAUCUGUCAAGAGUGAGGAAAAUGAGCGGUGAGAAUGUAUAGAGUAUGAGAAGCCCAAGUAUCCUGUGGUGUUGUGCGUGUUUUAAGUAAACUCAACGUGCAGUUGUGUCCCACAGGUGCAUGAGAGGUUUCUGCCUCUCUUUUCCUCUCCUUAUUCCACCUGAGUGAUGCUCUACAGUUUAUCAGUCCCCGUUCUUCCUUUUUGCACAAACACAA
Sinocyclocheilus grahami is the source of this 6785-nucleotide messenger RNA. RefSeq lists its product as uncharacterized. The transcript is spliced from 9 exons. The coding region runs from base 246 to 2408 and encodes 720 amino acids. Gene Ontology annotation, biological process: T cell costimulation; cell surface receptor signaling pathway; immune response. Gene Ontology annotation, cellular component: external side of plasma membrane. NCBI's taxonomy places the organism in Eukaryota, Metazoa, Chordata, Actinopteri, Cypriniformes, Cyprinidae. The record is from RefSeq and is a predicted model, not a curated record.